This is a messenger RNA of Sparassis crispa, 264 nucleotides long. RefSeq lists its product as hypothetical. Bases 1 to 264 code for a protein of 87 amino acids. The record is from RefSeq and is a predicted model, not a curated record. NCBI's taxonomy places the organism in Eukaryota, Fungi, Basidiomycota, Agaricomycetes, Polyporales, Sparassidaceae. The transcript is spliced from 4 exons.
AUGUAUUCUACCAUGCAGCCAAUCAAGUUGUUUCUCAACCGGAGGUUCAAUCGAUCUGUCUCCUGUGCGACCGAUAGUCGUCCGUCAAUUGACUCGUUUGACUCGAACGAGUAUGUCAUCCAACUACCCGUGAGCCUCAUCCCCAAGUUGGCGUCGCAAUCUGUGACACCGCAAGCAGGCAGUUUACAGCGCGCCCAAAUGAUGGAUGAAGAGGACUGUGCUUGGGGACGACCAAGUAAGAAGAACCAAGGAAGACGCCAUUGA